CGGUCACCCCGUUUCAUAACACACGACCGACCGCCUCAAUUUUAACGAAAUAAAUCAAUUAAAAUGUCGAAAGCAGCCGGUAAAUUGAAGUCCCUUAAGAAGACAGUCGAGCGGGUAACGCAUACAAGCAAACUGAAGACCAACAUACCCGCCGGCAUGGCGGCAGCGGGUCCGCCACUGGGACCCAUGCUGGGUCAGCGUGCCAUCAACAUAGCCGCAUUUUGCAAGGACUUCAACACGAAAACAGCGGAAAUGAUUGAGGGCGUGCCCCUGCCCUGCCGCAUAUCAGUGAACAGCGAUCGCAGCUACGACCUGGCCAUACACCAUCCGCCCGCGACUUUCUUUCUAAAACAGGCGGCGGGGAUACAGCGUGGCACUAUGACGCCUGGCAAGGAAGUAGCCGGCAUGAUUACCCUGAAGCAUUUAUACGAAAUUGCGGCCAUUAAGAUCCAAGAUCCCCCCAAUGCCCUCCUGUCCAUGCAGCAAAUGUGUGAGAUGCUCAUCAGCAUUGCACGAACCUGUGGCAUUAAGGUGGUACGCGAUUUGGAUCCUGCGACCUACGGCGAGUUUCUGGAGGAGCGCAAGAUCAUUGUGGAGCAGCAGCGUCGCGAGCUGCAGGAGAAGCGAGAGGCAAAGAUGCUGCGCACGGGCUAGCUCGGAGGUGUUCAAUAUGAAAACUGUUUAAUCGUUAAUAUACAUUUAUAUCUAAAGAAACUCUAAUCUA
Messenger RNA from Drosophila guanche, 724 nucleotides. It is a transcript of the gene mRpL11, whose product is annotated as 39S ribosomal protein L11, mitochondrial. The coding region runs from base 64 to 654 and encodes 196 amino acids. The transcript is spliced from 3 exons. Gene Ontology annotation, biological process: translation. Gene Ontology annotation, cellular component: mitochondrial large ribosomal subunit; ribosome. Gene Ontology annotation, molecular function: structural constituent of ribosome; large ribosomal subunit rRNA binding. The record is from RefSeq and is a predicted model, not a curated record. Lineage: Eukaryota; Metazoa; Arthropoda; Insecta; Diptera; Drosophilidae.